This is a messenger RNA of Sus scrofa (pig), 558 nucleotides long. The record is from RefSeq and is a predicted model, not a curated record. Lineage: Eukaryota; Metazoa; Chordata; Mammalia; Artiodactyla; Suidae.
AUGGACAGCUCCAGGCCCCGUAUUUUUAACUGUGCUGCGGUUAAAUUGGCAAGGAGGUCUGGGCGAGACUUGAACUCGGGGGCUCCACCCCAGGACCACAGCCAGAGCACAUCUGUCCCUCAGCCCAGUCCCUCGGCACCUCCCCCACCUGCCCAAGCCAGCCCUCCUCCGCCUCACCGCUGCACGCUGUCCUCACCACCCAGUGCCAGCACUGCCCAUGCACAAAGGCCCCCAGCUUCUCAUCACACUCAGAGGGCACCUGCCAUCCUCACCUGGGCCCAGCCCGCCAACGAGAUCCGGCUCCCUUCUCUCUCCCCAACCUCAUUUCUGUUCCAACCGCCCGGACUACAGCCCCUCCUGAAAGAAGCCUUGUCCAUGCUCUCUGAGAGCCUGUGCACCUGCCCUGUCCCUAUAGUCACCUACACAUGUCCUGGAGGCUCCCUCUGUGCCUCCGGGGUAGAAUGUGGCCAUGCCAGCCAGGAUGACACCGGCCUCGCAGGCCAGUGCAGACCUCAGACCCCACUCAGCACAGGCCCCCUCCUGCGGGUCAGCUGGUAG